Molecule: messenger RNA, 357 nt
Organism: Caenorhabditis angaria
Lineage: Eukaryota; Metazoa; Nematoda; Chromadorea; Rhabditida; Rhabditidae
Source: the annotation of a GenBank genome assembly
AUGUUUGAAAAACUCAACACACCAUUUGAAAGUAAACUGGAAAAUCACGAUCUUCACACCGAUAGAGAUCUUGCAAAUUAUAUCAAAUAUGGAUCUAGGUAUGACGACUUGACUUGUGAAACUGAUCUGGAUGAACGUCUGAUCUCAGAAUUACGCUAUGAGGAUUCCGAUGGAAAUGUAAUAAUUGAAAGAAUAACAGAAAAGUUGCCAAAAAUUUGCAUUGAAGAAGCUUCUGUGACUGCUUCAGUUGAAGAUGUUAGUCUUGGAAACAAGGAUAACAAUCAUUGGGUCUACCUGAUCAUUGUAGUUCUGUCCGUUGGUUUUGCCAAAAAGUUUUUUGCUAAACAUAGGAAUUAG